UGAGGAAUUUUGAAGGAUAAAAUUUUUAAUUUAUUUAAGAUGUGAAAAUCUUGAUGGAGAAGGAAAUUGGAGUUGGUGAAGAGGCUGGAAAGGGAGUUGAAAACGAAGUUGAAGUGGGCGUUGGCCAUGGAAUGGGAGUUGAAAAUGGAAAGGUUGUCAAAGGAGUUGAAAAGGUUGCCGAUGAAGUAGCCUUGAAAGGAGUUGGAGGAGUUGAAGAAGUUGAUGGAAAUGGAGUUAAAGGUGGCGAAGGAAAUGGAGGUGAAGGAGGCGAAGGAAAUGAAGGUGGAAAUGGAGGUGAAGGAGGAAUCAAAGGAGUUGAAGGCGGUGAUGGAAAUGGAGGUGAAGAAGUUGAUGGAAUUAAAGGUGGAAAUAAAGGUGAAGGAGGAGUCAAAGGAGUUGAAGAAGUAGACGAAAAGGAAGUUGAAGAAGAGGUUGGAAAGGAAGUUGAAAAUGAAGUUGAAGAAGGUGUUGAAGGAGGUGAUGAAAAGGAAGGAGAAAAUGGAGUUGGAGGAGGCGAAGGAAAUAUAGGUGGAAAUGGAGUUGGAGGAAGAGUUGAAGGAGAUGAAGAGGAAGAUGAAAAGGAAGUUGGUGAAGAGGUUGUAAAGGAGGUUAAAAAUGAAGUUGAAGAAGGUGUUGGACAUGGAAUUGGUGAAGAAAAUGGAAAGGUUGGUGAAGGAAUUGAAGAAGUUGUUGAUGAAGGAGCUGGGAAGGGAGUUGGAGAAGUUAAAGAAAGUGAUGGAAAUAAAGGCGAAAAUGAAGCUGAAAAUGGAAUUGGAGGAGGAAUAAAAGGAGUUCAAGAAGUAGACGAAAAGGAAGUUGAGGAAGAGGUUGGAAACGAAGUUGGAGAAGGAAGUGAAAAGGAAGAUAAGAAUGUGAAUGUAAAUGGAGUUGGAGGAAAUAAUGGUAAGUUAAUCUAG
This is a messenger RNA of Meloidogyne enterolobii, 917 nucleotides long. NCBI's taxonomy places the organism in Eukaryota, Metazoa, Nematoda, Chromadorea, Rhabditida, Meloidogynidae. The record is from the annotation of a GenBank genome assembly.